CACUCUCUCAAACUGCAAUCUACAAGGAAUACGAAUAGAGGAGGGAAUUAGACGCCCCCCUCUAUUAUAUCUCCAUCAACCCAACCAUUCUUUGAUAUCGAUACGUGACAGCACGCAAACAACUAGCAUGGUCAAUUCUGCUUCCUCCUCCUUUCUAUCCGCUACAGAUAUCGAGGCUAUGUACGCGCAAACCCCUACGCCAACCGAAACAUUAUCCGUGGUCGAAAAAUCUAUGGGAGGCUUUCAUGAAUUACUUGAAAAAGACAAAACGAAAAAUUCCAAUUGGCGGUUGGCAGAAGAAAACUGUCCCGAAGAAUGCAGUGAUGACUUCAAACUGAUUUUUCUGCGUUGUGAAGUGUUUGAGGUAGAGUUGGCAGUCAAGCGCUAUAUCAAGUACUGGGACAAUCGAAUAGAAACCUUCGGUAUUGACAAGGGAUUUCUACCGAUCAUAAAUUCCGAUGGCAGCCCCGGUGGUGCUAUGAAAGAUGACCUCGAAGCAAUCGAUUUUGGUUACUUUCGAAUGGCACCUCCUGGCAUGUGCGAAGAUCCAGAUGGUCGGGCAAUCUGUUUCCUUAACGCUUCUGUUUUGGAUGAGGAAUUUAUCAUUGGUGCACAAGGGAUGGUUCGAGCAUCGUGGUAUGCGAUUCACUUAGGUUUGCAAUCGGAAUCAGCCCAGCGGAAAGGAAUCGUUAUCAUUGCAAAAGCGCCGAAACGCCUCGCAAAAGCUUUGUCGAAGAGUCCUGGAAAACUCUUGGCGGCAUCCAUUCAAGGAGCCGUCCCCGUUCGAAUGGCGGCUUUGCACAUAUUAGAUCCACCUCCUGCAGUUUCGAUUCUAACAAAGUUUGUGCGAAUGGUUCUUGGGAAGAAAGUUAAGAAACGUAUAUAUGUCCACGAAUGUAAUUCCUUGGAAAAAAGGAUGGAAGCAUUGUCGAAAUAUGGAAUUUGUAGGGAACAACUGCCGAGAGCAGUGGGAGGCGACUUUGAUUUCGAUGAGAAAAGUUGGAAAAUUCUGGCAGCAAAAUAGAUUUGAAGGUACAGCAAUGCAUUUUUUCCGCUAAGUGUUCAUAGUGCACGGAAACUCAUUGUUCGAAGGGUGGAGAUGAAUGACUAUGCAAAUGACUGUCCGGAACAUGUAUAAUACUAGGCGAAAAACGAAAAUCAUGGCAAACUUCUUUACUACAAGUACUACUAUUAGUAUUAGUUAUUAAUAGAGGGGAUCCCACAUU
Molecule: messenger RNA, 1226 nt
Organism: Pseudo-nitzschia multistriata
Lineage: Eukaryota; Bacillariophyta; Bacillariophyceae; Bacillariales; Bacillariaceae
Source: the annotation of a GenBank genome assembly